Andrographis paniculata is the source of this 1284-nucleotide messenger RNA. Its product is annotated as ribonuclease 3-like protein 3. The record is from RefSeq and is a predicted model, not a curated record. Gene Ontology annotation, molecular function: RNA binding; ribonuclease III activity. Gene Ontology annotation, cellular component: cytoplasm; nucleus. The transcript has 4 exons. Bases 298 to 1182 code for a protein of 294 amino acids. Gene Ontology annotation, biological process: siRNA processing. Lineage: Eukaryota; Viridiplantae; Streptophyta; Magnoliopsida; Lamiales; Acanthaceae.
AAUUCAAUUAGGCGUAGACGCCCUUCGUCUUCCACUGCCGUCGGACGCUUGUCUUCCUCGAGCUUGUCGAUGGAGGCGUAAGCGCAAUUGAUGCGAUGAAUCGAGAUUUUUGAACGGAGGAAAUGUGCGUAUUUCGGAGAAGUGAUGUAUGGAUAGAUAGCUUUUCCCGGAGUAUUUUUGCUUGCUUUAUGGAGAUUUCGAUGGGACUAUGAUCUGUUGCAUCGAAGGUGCAAUAUCGGUAGCUUGUUAACAAUAUUCUGAGUACCCUAUGCUGCUGGAUUAGUUAAUUACUUUGAAAUGCUUUCGUGGUGGGAGUCCUUGCGUUGUGUUGCCCCUCGACGCCUCCGGAGAUAUGGAAAUAUUUUGAGUAAUUAUUUGAAUGGCAUGAGACUCAAUGGAAAGGUAACAUCAAAGUUGUCGAAAGAGGAAACUGAGAGUGAGUCAUUGCGUAGACUUGAAGAAGUUGAGAAGAUCAUAGGGUACAGUUUCAAUAACCGUAGCUUACUGCAUCAGGCCUUUACACAUCCAUCAUAUCAUAGGGAUUGUGUAUCGUAUGAACGGCUUGAGUAUGUAGGUGACUCGGUGCUUAAUCUUUUAAUCGCAAAAGAACAGUUCUUUAUGUACCCAGAUCUUCCACCAGGGUCACUGGCUCCACUUCGUGCUGCCAAUGUGGACACAGAAAAGCUUGCACGUGCGGCUAUAAAGCAUAACUUCCACAAAUAUAUUCGCUAUGGCAAUUCAAUCAUUAGGAGAAAGAUUCAGGCGUUUAUUCUUGCUGUACCUAAAUACCCUCUACAUUCGCAUGGUCUGAUUAAUGUUCCAAAGGUGCUUGCUGAUGUUGUUGAAUCAACACUCGGAGCUGUUUUCAUCGACAGCAAUUGCUCAAUGGAUACAACCUGGGAGGUAGCGAGUGAUCUCUUAAAACCCAUAAUUACUCCGGAAGUGCUGCAAAUGAAUCCUGUGAGGAAGCUGUUUGAGAUAUGCCAGAAAUAUAAGCUCAAAGUUAAGUUGGUGGAUGAAUGGUCAUCACAAGGUACGUACAAAGUAUACGUGAAUAAUAAGCUAAGGGGUAAAGGUGUAUGCUGGGAGAAGAAGGAAGUUGCUUUGAAUAGGGCAGCAAAUGAUGCGUAUAAACAAGUUGCAAGUAGGUCGAAUAAAUAUAAAACUCAACAUCUUGAAUGAAGGUCACUAAUAUUAUUGUUAAUACCCAUUUAAGUUUUCUAUCUGAUCUGAUGGACACUUACUCAAAUUACUUUUCUUAUCUAAGCUAUUUCAAGAGUCCAA